Messenger RNA from Penicillium oxalicum, 864 nucleotides. RefSeq names its product ubiquinone biosynthesis protein COQ11 (gene horA). Gene Ontology annotation, cellular component: mitochondrion. Bases 1 to 864 code for a protein of 287 amino acids. The record is from RefSeq and is a predicted model, not a curated record. Gene Ontology annotation, molecular function: protein-containing complex binding. The transcript is spliced from 4 exons. Lineage: Eukaryota; Fungi; Ascomycota; Eurotiomycetes; Eurotiales; Aspergillaceae.
AUGGCUUCAAAAAGGCUAGUCGUUGCGGGAGGAAGCGGGUUUCUAGGAUCGCGAAUUUGCAAAGCUGCUGCUGCACGAGGAUGGGAUGUUACAUCACUAAGUCGCUCCGGCGAACCUCGUUGGGACACAGUCACAAGCUCCACAGAGCGGCCAAGCUGGGCCAGCUCCGUGAAGUGGGCAAAGGCUGAUAUCCUCAAGCCGGAAACUUACAAGCCAUUUCUCUCUGGAGCUACUGCAGUGGUCCACACGAUGGGAAUCUUGCUCGAGGCGGACUACAAGGGAGUAGUCCAGGGCCGGGAGCCUAUUGUCGGUGGCUUACAGCGCGCUUUCAGCUCCUCCAAAUUGGGGAGCCAGAACCCAUUGCAAAGAAAAGAAGGCGAGCCUCUUGAGCCCCAGGAGAGAGAUGGCCAGUUGACCUAUGAAUUGAUGAAUCGAGAUUCAGCUAUCGCACUGGCGCAAGAAUCUUCAAACGAGCACGUCCCAACCUUUUGUUAUAUUUCUGCGGCUGGCGGAGCACCAAUUCUCCCUGCUCGAUACAUCACUACCAAGCGCGAAGCCGAGGACGCUAUUUCAUCCUCCUUGCCAGAUCUUCGCAGCAUCUUCAUUCGACCAGGCUUCUUGUAUGACUCGAGCAGAAAGUUCACCUUGCCGAUUGCCCUGGGCGGAUUUGUCGCGUCGGAGAUCAACAACCUCGUCGGCAAUCGACUAGGUUUCUUGGGAUCCAUGACUGAAAAGCCACUUAAGGCUGAUGUUGUGAGCGAGGCAGUGGUGGAAGCUCUGGAGGACCAGUCCAUCAAAGGACCAGUGGGCACAAAACAAAUCGAGCAACUGGCGACAAGUGCGUGGAGAAAGACGAUGCUCUAG